CGCAAUCGGGACUUUCGUAGCGGCCGUUGCCGAGCAGCCGACUCUGCUCGUCAGUCUAGAGAGUAAUAUCGACACGAAAAGGACCUGUUUGAGUUACCCGGUCACAUAGACAAAGAAAUCGAAAUACUACAAAAAUAAUUGCAUCAAACUCUGUUUGGACGCUACAGUCGUUGCGUUAACCGGCAAAAUGGCUGAAGCGGAAGGUGGCUCCGAGCAGGAUGAUGUUUCAUUCCUGCGUACGGAAGAUAUGGUCACGCUCUCCUGCACAGCGACUGGCGAGCGUGUCUGUCUGGCCGCCGAGGGAUUUGGUAAUCGGCAUUGUUUUCUCGAGAACAUUGCCGAUAAGAAUGUGCCGCCCGAUUUAUCGCAAUGCGUCUUUGUCAUCGAACAGGCGCUGUCGGUGCGCGCGCUCCAGGAACUGGUGACAGCAGCCGGAUCAGAGACCGAUAGUCAAGUUGGCAAGGGCACCGGAUCCGGCCACAGAACCCUGCUCUAUGGCAAUGCCAUACUCCUGAGGCAUCACAACAGCGAUAUGUAUCUGGCCUGUUUGUCAACAUCGUCGUCGAACGAUAAGCUCUCCUUCGAUGUGGGUCUGCAGGAGCAUAGCCAGGGCGAGGCCUGUUGGUGGACCGUACAUCCGGCGAGCAAACAGCGUUCGGAGGGUGAAAAGGUUCGUGUGGGUGAUGAUUUGAUUUUGGUAUCGGUGGCCACCGAACGGUAUCUGCACACCACCAAGGAGAACGAGCAGUCCAUUGUGAAUGCCAGCUUCCAUGUGACCCACUGGUCCGUGCAGCCCUACGGCACCGGCAUCUCACGCAUGAAAUACGUUGGCUAUGUGUUCGGCGGCGAUGUCUUGCGUUUCUUUCAUGGCGGCGACGAGUGCCUGACCAUACCCAGCACCUGGGGCCGUGAGGCAGGUCAAAACAUUGUCAUAUACGAGGGCGGCGUGGUCAUGGCUCAGGCACGUUCUCUGUGGCGCUUGGAGCUGGCGCGCACGAAGUGGACGGGCGGCUUCAUAAACUGGUAUCAUCCCAUGCGUAUACGUCAUAUAACGACGGGACGCUAUCUGGGCGUCAACGACAGCAACGAGCUAAUCCUCGUUAAAAAGGAGGAGGCAUCGAUUGCAACGACGACUUUCUGCCUGAGGCAAGAAAAGGACGACGAAAAGAAAGUACUCGAGGACAAAGACUUAGAGGUAAUCGGUUCGCCGAUCAUCAAAUACGGUGACACCACCGUCAUCGUGCAGCACUGCGAAUCGAGCCUGUGGCUCAGCUACAAGAGCUACGAAACGAAAAAGAAGGGCGUCGGCAAGGUGGAGGAGAAACAGGCCAUACUCCACGAGGAGGGUAAAAUGGACGAUUGCCUGGACUUUUCGCGCUCCCAGGAAGAGGAAUCGAAGACGGCGCGCGUCAUUCGAAAGUGCAGCAGCCUCUUCACACAGUUUAUAACCGCCUUGGAGACCCUACAAUCGAAUCGUCGACAUUCAAUAUUCUUCCAAAAAGUUAAUCUUAACGAAAUGGUCAUGUGCCUGGAGGAUUUAAUCAAUUACUUUUCGCAGCCAGAAGAUGAUAUGGAACACGAGGAGAAGCAGAAUCGUUUUCGUGCCUUGCGCAAUCGCCAGGAUCUGUUCCAGGAGGAGGGCGUGCUCAAUCUCAUUUUGGAGGCCAUUGACAAAAUUAAUAUAAUCACCUCGCAAGGCUUCUUGGCCAGCUUCCUGGCCGGCGACGAGACUGGCCAGAGCUGGGAUCUAAUCUCAACUUAUCUCUACCAGCUGCUGGCCGCCAUCAUCAAGGGCAAUCACACCAAUUGCGCGCAGUUCGCGAACAGCAAUCGCCUCAAUUGGCUGUUCUCCCGCCUGGGCUCGCAGGCAUCCAGCGAGGGCUCCGGCAUGCUGGAUGUGCUCCACUGUGUGCUCAUCGACUCGCCCGAGGCGCUGAACAUGAUGAGGGACGAGCAUAUUAAAGUGAUUAUAUCGCUGCUCGAAAAACACGGUCGCGAUCCCAAGGUUCUCGAUGUACUCUGCUCCCUGUGUGUGGGCAAUGGAGUCGCGGUGCGCUCCUCGCAGAACAACAUUUGUGACUUCCUGCUGCCCGGCAAGAAUCUGUUGCUGCAAACCUUGCUGGUGGACCAUGUGGCGAGCAUACGUCCCAACAUCUUUGUGGGACGCGUCGAUGGCUCGUCCAUGUACCAGAAGUGGUACUUUGAGGUGACCAUGGAUCACAUCGAGCAGACCACGCACAUAAUGCCGCACCUACGCAUUGGCUGGGCCAACACCUCCGGCUACGUGCCCUAUCCGGGCGGAGGCAAGAAGUGGGGCGGCAACGGCGUCGGCGACGACCUCUACUCGUUCGGCUUCGAUGGCGCCCAUCUGUGGACGGGAGGACGCAAGACGCUCGUGGCGGACGCACUGCCCGAGGAGCCGUACAUACGCAAGGGCGACGUCGUUGGCGUGGCCAUAGAUCUUUCCGUGCCGGUCAUUACGUUCACCUUUAACGGCAACAAGGUGCGCGGCUGCUUCAGGGACUUCAAUCUGGACGGCAUGUUCUUCCCGGUGAUGAGCUGCUCCUCCAAGCUCAGCUGUCGCUUCCUCUUUGGCGGCGAUCACGGCCGCCUGAAGUAUGCCCCACCCGUGGGCUUCUCGGCGCUCGUACAGUGCCUGAUGCCGCAUCAGAUCCUAAGCUUGGAUCCCUGCUUUUACUUUGGCAAUCUGAGCAAAAAUGUGCUCGCCGGUCCCUGGCUCAUCGAGGACGACACGGCAUUUGUGCCGAAGCCAGUGGACACGACGGGCGUAACCUUGCCCAGCUCUGUGGAUCAGAUUAAGGAGAAGCUCGCCGAGAACAUACACGAGAUGUGGGCCCUGAACAAGAUCGACGCCGGCUGGACCUGGGGAGAGCAGCGCGACGACUACCAUCGCAUACAUCCCUGCCUCACGCAGUUCGAGAAGCUGCCAGCUGCUGAGAAACGUUACGACAAUCAACUAGCGGUCCAAACACUGAAAACUAUCAUCUCACUGGGCUACUACAUAACCAUGGAUAAGCCACCGGCACGCAUACGACCCGUGCGGCUGCCCAACGAGAUAUUUAUGCAGGCCAACGGCUAUAAGCCGGCACCGCUCGACCUGAGCGCUGUGACCCUGACGCCCAAGCUGGAGGAGCUCGUCGAUCAGCUGGCCGAGAACACGCACAAUCUGUGGGCACGCGAGCGCAUCCAGCAGGGCUGGACCUACGGCCUGAACGAGGACUCGGAGAAUCAUCGCAGUCCCCACCUGGUGCCCUAUGCCAAGGUCGAUGAGGCCAUCAAGAAGGCGAAUCGGGACACUGCCUCCGAGACGGUGCGCACCCUGUUGGUCUACGGCUAUGUCCUGGAUCCGCCCACCGGCGAGGGCACCGAAGCUCUGCUAGCCGAGGCGCAACGCCUCAAGUUCGCCGCCUUCCGGACGUAUCGCGUGGAACGCAACUACGCCGUCACCUCUGGCAAAUGGUAUUUCGAGUUCGAGGUCCUGACAGCGGGUCCGAUGCGCGUGGGCUGGGCCCGGGCCGAUUGCUAUCCGGGCGCCAUGUUGGGCAGCGAGGACACCAGCUGGGCAUUCGAUGGCCACAAUGAAGAGAAAGUCUACGGUGGCAACAGUGAAUCGUUUGGUAAACAAUGCGGACCCGGGGAUAUAGUCGGAGUCUUUUUAGAUCUAGCCGAUCAUACAAUUAGCUUCUCGUUGAAUGGAGAACUACUUAUGGAUGCCUUGGGUGGCGAGACAACGUUCGCCGAUGUCACCGCUGAGGGCGUGGGCUUUGUGCCCGCCUGUACCUUGGGAGUGGGCCAGAAGGCGCGCCUGAUUUAUGGCCAAGAUGUGGACUCCCUCAAGUUCUUUACCACCUGCGGUCUGCAAGAGGGCUACGAGCCAUUCUGUGUCAAUAUGCAACGCCCAGUGACGCAUUGGUAUACCAAGGAUCAGCCGAUUUUUGAGAAUACCGAGGAAAUGCCCGAUUGCCGCAUCGAUGUGACGCGCAUACCUGGCGGAGCUGAUACUCCGCCCCAUUUGAAGAUCUCGCACAAUACGUUCGAGACCAUGGAGAAGGCAAAUUGGGAGUUCCUGCGUCUCUCCCUGCCUGUCACCUGCAUGAGCGACUUCAUCAGUGAGCAGGAGAAGGCGAGACGCUGGGAGGAGAUCAAGCUACGCCAAUAUCGCUUAAUGCGCGAGGCCCAAGAGGCAGCCAUCCAGAUGCAGACCCAAAAUGCUGCACACAUGGAUCACAUGCUCAAGUCCGGCUUCAAUAUGAACGACAUUAAGGGCCUGACGCGCAAUUUCGAUGAUCACGCCGAGGCCGAGGCUGAGCAUAUGAUGCGCGGUCCACCACGACCGCCACGCAAAGGCUCUCUCACCCGGAACAUAACAUUCGAGACCGACAUGACGGCUGCCUUGGACGAGAUGCAGCGUUCGACUUCCGUGCUGGACAUGAAUGGCCUGGGCGAUGAGCUGGAUGACAAAAAGAAACGCGGCCGCAGUCCGUUCAAGUUCUUUUCGAAGAAGUCACGUGACCAGAGCCGCGAGAAGAAUGGCUCGAGAACCGCAGACACAUCGCUGGAGCGCCGAAACACGGUGGCCCAUGGCCGAAACGUGGUUAACCAGCAGAUGACAACACGAACGCCAACGUUACGUCUGAAUAAUGCCGAAAUACCGCCCAGUCCAGUGCCUCAGGGACCAAAGCAAUUGAGCUCCACGAAUUUGGGCCAGCCACCAGUGGAAUCGUCGGGCAAUGAGAUGUUCGAUGCCGAGUGCCUUAAGCUGAUCAACGAAUAUUUCUAUGGUGUGCGCAUAUUCCCUGGCCAGGAUCCGACCCACGUCUACGUGGGCUGGGUCACCACCCAGUACCAUUUGCAUAGUCGCGAGUUCAAUAAGAAUAAGGUGCGACGCGCCUCGGUCUACAUUGAGGACUAUUAUGAAGUGCCCAUUGAGCGCAUCGAUCGUCAGAGCUGUUAUGUGGUGCGCGCCGACGAGCUGUUCAAUGAGGUGACCCAAGAUGCCUCUGGCAAAGGUGCAUCGCAGGGUAUGUUUGUCGGCUGCUUUGUGGACACGGCGACGGGCAUAAUACGCUUCACCUGCGAGGGCAAGGAAACCUCGCAUCGCUGGAUGAUGGAGCCGGACACCAAACUCUUUCCGGCCAUUUUCGUCGAAGCCACCAGCAAGGAGAUCCUGCAAAUUGAGCUGGGACGCACGCCAACCACGCUCCCACUGUCGGCAGCCGUGUUGCCCACCAGUGACAAGCACAUCAAUCCGCAGUCGCCGCCUCGCUUGAAGGUGCAGUGCCUGCGUCCGCAUCAAUGGGCGCGUGUGCCCAACACCUCACUGCAGGUGCAUGCGCUGAAACUGUCCGAUAUCCGGGGCUGGUCCAUGCUCUGCGAGGAUCCAGUAUCAAUGCUGGCCCUGCACAUACCCGAGGAGGAUCGCUGCAUCGACAUACUGGAGCUGAUCGAAAUGGACAAACUGCUCUCCUUCCAUGCUCACACGCUCACGCUCUACGCUGCGCUGUGCUACCAAUCGAAUUAUCGUGCCGCGCACGCGCUCUGCCAGCAUGUCGAUCAGAAGCAGCUGCUCUAUGCCAUACGCUCGGAGUAUAUGAGUGGACCACUGCGUCAGGGAUUCUAUGAUCUGCUGAUAGCGCUGCAUCUGGAAUCGCAUGCCACCACAAUGGAGGUAUGCAAGAAUGAGUAUAUUACACCGUUGGGCCCCGAACUGAAGGAACUGUAUGCUGAGGAUGAGAUGCGUCACUCACUUCGUUCCCUUGUCACGGAGUCUGUGCGCCCACAGUUGCGUAUGACGGAAAUCACCGAACCGAUACCCAACAUCGAUCAGUUGUAUUCCCCGAAGUUCCCAUUAGAAGUAGUCAGAGAAUUUGUAAUGGAGGCCCUUAAAGAUGCAGUGGAAAUAAAUCAAGUGCAUAACCGUGAUCCCAUCGGUUGGACCAACGAGAAUCUAUUCUUGCCACUCAUUAAGCUAACGGAUCGCCUACUGUUAGUUGGCGUCCUUACUGAUGAGGACGUACAGAAACUAUUAGUAAUGGUGGAUCCAGAGACUUGGGACCCCACUUUCGCAAGAGAGGGCAAGGAUGAGCAUCGCAAGGGUUUGCUCACCAUGAAAAUGGCCGAGGGAGCCAAGCUACAAAUGUGCUAUCUAUUGCACCAUCUAUACGACACACAGCUCCGGCAUCGGGUGGAGAGCAUUAUAGCAUUCUCUCACGAUUUCGUGGGCGAUCUGCAAACCGAUCAGUUGCGCCGUUAUAUUGAGAUUAAACAAUCCGAUUUGCCAAGUGCUGUUGCGGCCAAAAAGACUAAGGAAUUCCGUUGUCCACCCAGAGAACAAAUGAAUCAGAUUCUUUGCUUCAAGAAUCUGGAAGCUGACGAUCAGGACAACUGUACCUGUGGUCUUGAGUUGCGCAGUCGCUUAAGCGAAUUCCACGACUCUCUAAUGCAAAAGGUAUCGCUGAAUGCGCUGCAGGAGCCGGAUGGUACUGAGACAAAUGCAAUCGAAGAGGUCAAAACGGGACCCAUUACAAAGAUCUACAAUUUCAUCAAUACCGUCAAGGAGCUUGAGGAGGGACCCAAAGAAGUGGAGGAGCCUGAGAAAAAGACACCUGAAGAGGUUUUCCGCAAGGUCCUAAUCAAAACCAUCGUCAGCUGGGCUGAGGAAUCACAAAUCGAGAAUCCAAAAUUAGUUCGCGAAAUGUUCAGCUUGCUGGUACGGCAAUACGAUACGGUCGGUGAGCUGGUACGUGCUCUCGAAAAGACCUAUGUGAUCAACAAUCGCGCACGAGAUGAUGUGGCUGAGAUGUGGGUGGGCUUAAGCCAGAUUCGUGCAUUGUUGCCCGUACAAAUGAGCCAGGAAGAAGAGGAGCUGAUGCGUAAGCGUCUAUGGAAACUGGUAAACAACGCCACAUUCUUCCAGCACCCGGAUUUGAUACGCAUCUUACGUGUGCACGAAAACGUAAUGGCCGUCAUGAUGAAUACUCUAGGCCGUCGUGCUCAGGCACAAAGCGAUGCCCCCGCCCAGACCGAGGGAGCCGAGGGCGUGCCCUCAAAAGAGAAAGACACCUCGCACGAAAUGGUUGUGGCUUGUUGUCGCUUCCUAUGCUACUUUUGCCGUACCGGACGUCAGAAUCAGAAGGCCAUGUUCGAUCACUUUGACUUUUUGCUGGACAAUGCGAACAUAUUGUUAGCCAGGCCCAGUCUGCGUGGUUCCACCCCAUUGGAUGUGGCAUAUUCGAGUUUAAUGGAGAACACAGAAUUAGCUCUGGCACUUAGGGAACACUAUUUGGAGAAGAUUGCAGUUUACCUGUCCAGAUGUGGAUUGCAGAGCAAUUCUGAGCUGGUCGAGAAGGGCUAUCCCGAUUUGGGCUGGGACCCGGUCGAGGGUGAACGAUAUCUGGACUUUUUGCGCUAUUGCGUUUGGGUCAAUGGCGAGAGUGUCGAGGAGAAUGCCAACCUUGUCAUUCGUCUUCUUAUCCGUCGUCCAGAAUGUUUGGGACCGGCUCUAAGAGGAGAAGGGGAAGGUCUCUUCCGUGCAAUCGUCGAGGCCAAUCGUAUGUCGGAGCGCAUAUCGGAUCGUUGCAAAAUGCAAGACGAAGCCGAAGGCACCAUAGCUGGACUUAAUUUUACCCAUCCCCUGCCGGAAGGCGACGAAGAUGAGGACUACAUCGAUACGGGUGCCGCCAUAUUAAAUUUCUAUUGUACACUUGUUGACCUGCUGGGCAGAUGCGCCCCCGACGUGUCUGUCAUCGAGCAAGGCAAGAACGAAUCACUGAGAGCUAGAGCUAUUUUGAGAUCUCUUGUGCCACUGGAAGACCUUCAAGGUGUGCUUAGCCUAAAGUUUACACUCACCCAAACUGCUCCCGGUGAGGAGAAACCAAAAUCGGAUAUGCCAUCUGGCCUCUUACCCAAUAACAAGCAGAGCAUUGUCCUAUUUUUGGAACGUGUUUACGGCAUUGAGACACAAGAUCUCUUCUAUCGGCUGCUCGAAGACGCUUUUCUCCCAGAUCUGCGUACAGCCACAAUUUUGGAUAAGAGCGAUGGCUCUGAGAGCGAUAUGGCCUUGGCCAUGAAUCGCUACAUUGGCAACUCCAUUUUGCCGCUGCUUAUCAAGCACUCAAAGUUCUAUAACGAGGCUGAGAACUAUGCAAGUCUCUUGGAUGCCACGCUGCACACGGUCUAUAGGUUAUCCAAGAACCGUAUGCUAACCAAGGGACAGCGAGAGGCAGUAUCCGAUUUUCUAGUAGCGUUGACGUCACAAAUGCAACCUGCCAUGCUCUUAAAGCUAUUGCGCAAGUUGACUGUUGAUGUAUCCAAGCUAUCCGAAUAUACGACCGUUGCACUCAGGCUGCUCACACUACACUUCGAUCGCUGCGCUAAGUACUAUGGCUCGACUCAAGGCCAGGGCUCGUAUGGAGCUUCGUCAGAUGAGGAGAAGCGCCUAACGAUGCUUCUCUUCUCAAAUAUUUUUGACUCGCUGAGCAACAUGGACUAUGACCCGGAACUGUUCGGUAAAGCAUUGCCCUGCCUAAUUGCCAUCGGCUGUGCCCUGCCACCGGACUAUAGCUUAUCGAAGAAUACCGAUGAGGACUAUUAUGGCAGACAAAUGGGUGCACCAGAUCAACCGCAAUAUGUGCCAAAUCCAAUUGAUACGAACAAUGUGCAUUUGGACAAUGAUUUGAAUUCGCUGGUUCAAAAGUUCAGCGAGCACUAUCACGAUGCUUGGGCCAGUCGCCGUUUGGAGGGAGGCUGGACAUAUGGCGAAAUUCGAUCUGAUAUCGAGCGCAAGCACCCACGCCUAAAGCCCUACAAUAUGCUCAGUGAAUAUGAGCGUGAACGCUACCGAGAUCCGGUGCGUGAAUGCCUCAAAGGUCUCUUGGCCAUUGGCUGGACCGUUGAACACUCGGAAAUCGAUUUGCCACUCAAUCAUCGUGGCUCGACGCGUCGUCAAUCGAAGCCCCAAAUUAAUGAGGGCAGUCCCUUCAACUAUAAUCCACAUCCUGUGGACAUGAGCAACCUGACGCUCAGCAGAGAAAUGCAAAAUAUGGCCGAACGUCUGGCCGAAAACUCUCACGAUAUUUGGGCGAAGAAGAAGAACGAAGAGUUGAAUGGAUGCGGCGGAGUUAUACAUCCACAAUUGGUGCCCUAUGACCUGCUCACCGACAAGGAGAAGAAGAAGGAUCGCGAGCGUUCGCAGGAGUUCCUCAAAUACAUGCAGUAUCAGGGAUACAAGCUGCACAAGCCCUCAAAGGGUGGCGCUGUUGAGGAAGGCGGUGCCACACAAGCUGCCGUUGAGCUGCGCUUCUCUUAUUCACUGCUAGAGAAGCUUAUCCAAUAUCUGGACCGUGCCACCAUCAACAUGAAGCUAUUGAAGCCAUCGACCACGUUCAGCCGACGCAGCUCCUUCAAGACGGCAUCGCGAGACAUCAAGUUCUUCUCAAAGGUCGUGUUGCCUCUAAUGGAGAAGUACUUCUCGACGCAUCGCAAUUAUUUUAUUGCUAUUGCCACGGCAACGAAUAACAUAGGCGCCGCAUCGCUAAAGGAAAAGGAAAUGGUUGCCUCCAUAUUCUGCAAAUUGGCAGCUCUGUUGCGCAAUCGACUGAGCGCCUUUGGACCAGAUGUGCGCAUCACCGUGCGCUGCCUGCAAGUGCUGGUCAAGGGCAUCGAUGCCAAGACUCUGACCAAGAACUGUCCCGAAUUCAUACGCACAUCUAUGCUGACGUUCUUCAAUCAAACCUCUGAUGAUCUGGGCAACACGAUCAUGAAUCUACAGGAUGGCAAGUACAGCCAUUUGCGUGGUACACACCUAAAGACCUCCACGUCACUGGGCUAUGUAAAUCAGGUGGUGCUGCCGGUGCUGACUGCGAUGUUUGAUCAUCUGGCUGCCUGUGAUUAUGGCAGUGAUCUGCUGCUCGACGAGAUUCAAGUGGCCUCCUAUAAGAUUUUAGCGGCCCUAUAUCACCUGGGUACCGAUGCGACACUGACACACGAUCGCAAAUAUCUGAAAACGGAAAUCGAGAGGCAUCGACCUGCCCUGGGCUCCUGCUUGGGCGCCUACAGCUCGUGCUUCCCAGUUGCCUAUUUGGAGCCGCAUCUCAAUAAGCACAAUCAGUACUCGUUGCUCAAUCGCAUUGCGGACCAUUCGCUGGAGGCCCAGGACAUUAUGGUCAAAAUGGAAAGCUGUAUGCCCAAUUUGGAAGCGAUCCUCAAUGAAGUGGAUCAGUUUGUUGAGUCGGAUAAGACUUAUGCCGAUGCACCGCACAUUAUUGAUGUUAUACUGCCGCUGCUCUGCGCCUAUUUGCCCUUCUGGUGGUCCCAGGGUCCGGAUAACGUCAGUCCGACCAGUGGCAAUCAUGUGACCAUGGUCACCGCGGAUCACAUGAAUUCGCUGCUGCGCAAUGUGCUCAAGAUGAUCAAGAAGAACAUUGGCAAUGAUAACGCGCCCUGGAUGACACGCAUUGCGGCCUACACCCAGCAGAUUAUCAUCAAUACAUCAGAGGAGCUGCUCAAGGAUCCAUUCCUGCCACUGGCGGAGCGUGUGAAGAAGCGUACCGAGAACAUGCUACACAAGGAGGACAGCAUGCGAGGAUUUAUCAAAUCGGCCACUGAUGAUACUUCGCAAGUGGAGACGCAACUACAAGAGGAUUGGAAUUUGCUUGUGCGAGAUAUAUACUCGUUCUAUCCGCUACUCAUCAAGUACGUGGAUCUGCAGCGCAAUCAUUGGCUAAAGGACAACAUCCCUGAGGCCGAAGAGCUGUACAAUCAUGUUGCCGAGAUAUUUAAUAUCUGGUCAAAGAGCCAAUACUUCUUGAAGGAGGAGCAAAACUUUAUAUCGGCCAAUGAAAUUGAUAACAUGGCUCUGAUAAUGCCCACGGCAACACGACGAUCGGCUAUAUCUGAGGGCGUGCCGGCAGUGGGUGGCAAGGUCAAGAAGAAGAAGAAGAACAGGGACAAGAAACGCGACAAGGACAAGGAGGUGCAGGCCAGCUUAAUGGUUGCCUGUCUGAAGCGUCUACUGCCCGUGGGCCUCAAUCUAUUCGCUGGUCGCGAACAGGAGCUGGUGCAGCACUGCAAGGAUAGAUACUUGAAGAAGAUGAACGAGUACGAUGUCAUAGAAUUUGCACGCAAUCAGUUGACAUUGCCCGACAAACUGGACCCAUCCGAUGAGAUGUCGUGGCAGCAUUAUCUCUACUCGAAACUGGGCAAGACUGAGGAGCCAGUCGAUGAGCAGGCCUUGGAGAAGGUGAAUGCCAAUUCGAAUGAGAAGGGUAAAGACAAGACGACGGAGACCGUUGAUCGAAUUGUGGCCAUGGCUAAGGUUCUGUUUGGCUUGCAUAUGAUCGACCAUCCACAACAGCAGAGCAAAAAUGUCUACAGGAGCGUUGUGUCAAUACAAAGGAAGCGUGCCGUUAUCGCAUGUUUCCGUCAGACAUCGCUACAUUCUCUACCCAGACAUCGUGCUUGCAAUAUCUUUGCUCGCACCUACUACGAGCAAUGGCUGCAGGAGGAGAACGUUGGCCAGGAGGUGAUGAUCGAGGAUCUGACGCAGACAUUUGAAGAGUCGGAGAAAUCGAAGAAGGAAGAAGAGGAAACGGACGGCAAGCCGGAUCCGUUGACCCAGCUGGUAACCACCUUCUGCCGCGGUGCCAUGACAGAGCGCAGUGGCGCACUUCAAGAGGAUUUACUGUACAUGUCCUAUGCACAAAUCGCAGCCAAGUCUUGCGGCGAAGAGGAAGAAGAAGGCGGCGACGAAGGCGAAGGCGGUGAGGGCGGCGAAGAGGGCGAAGGCACAAGUAUUCAUGAACAAGAAAUGGAGAAACAGAAGCUGCUGUUCCAUCAAGCGCGUCUGUCGAAUCGUGGCGUUGCCGAAAUGGUGCUGUUGCACAUAUCCGCCUCCAAAGGUAUACCUUCGGAGAUGGUCAUGACGACACUCAAUUUGGGCAUCGCCAUACUGCGUGGCGGCAACAUCGACAUUCAAAUGGGUAUGUUGAAUCACUUGAAGGAGAAGAAGGAUGUGGGCUUCUUCACCUCCAUAGCCGGGCUGAUGAACUCGUGCAGUGUGCUCGAUCUGGAUGCAUUCGAGCGCAAUACAAAGGCCGAGGGUCUUGGUGUCGGCUCGGAGGGCGCUGCGGGUGAGAAGAAUAUGCACGAUGCGGAGUUCACGUGUGCUCUAUUCCGAUUCAUUCAGCUAACCUGCGAGGGUCACAACUUGGAAUGGCAAAACUAUUUACGUACCCAGGCGGGCAAUACAACCACGGUGAAUGUGGUCAUCUGUACGGUGGAUUAUUUGCUGCGUCUGCAGGAAUCGAUUAUGGACUUCUAUUGGCACUACUCCAGCAAGGAGAUCAUCGACCCAGCUGGCAAGGCGAACUUCUUCAAAGCCAUCGGCGUAGCUAGCCAAGUGUUCAAUACUCUCACUGAGGUCAUCCAGGGUCCGUGUACCUUGAAUCAGCAAGCCUUGGCCCAUUCCAGAUUGUGGGAUGCGGUCGGCGGUUUUCUAUUUCUAUUUUCGCAUAUGCAGGACAAACUCUCGAAGCAUUCGAGUCAGGUGGAUCUGCUAAAGGAGCUGCUCAAUCUACAAAAGGAUAUGAUCACCAUGAUGUUGUCCAUGCUGGAAGGCAAUGUUGUGAAUGGCACAAUUGGCAAGCAGAUGGUGGAUACCCUUGUUGAGUCGGCUAGCAAUGUUGAGCUGAUUCUCAAGUAUUUCGAUAUGUUCCUGAAAUUGGCCGACUUGAUCGAGUCGCCCAGCUUCCAUGAGAUUGAUAUGAAGAACGAGGGCUGGGUAAUACCCAAGGACUUCAGAGACAAAAUGGAGCAAUCCAAGAACUACACACCGGAGGAAAUGGAUUUCCUUUUGGCCUGCUGUGAACGCAAUCACGAAGGCAAAAUUGAUUAUAGAGCCUUUGUCGAACGUUUCCACGAGCCAUCAAAGGAGAUCGGUUUCAACCUGGCUGUGCUGCUGACCAAUCUCAGUGAACACAUGCCCAAUGAGCCGCGCCUGGCACGCUUCCUGGAGACCGCUGGCUCUGUGCUAAACUAUUUCGAACCGUUCCUGGGUCGCAUCGAAAUCUUGGGCAGCUCGAAGCGUAUCGAGCGUGUUUACUUUGAGAUCAAGGACUCGAACAUCGAGCAAUGGGAGAAGCCACAGAUUCGCGAAUCGAAACGCGCCUUCUUCUACUCGAUUGUCACAGAGGGCGGCGACAAGGAAAAGCUGGAAGCAUUUGUUAACUUCUGUGAGGAUGCGAUCUUUGAGAUGACCCACGCCUCUGGCCUGAUGGCCACGGACGAUGGCGGCGGCAAUGUGAAACGAGAUACGGCCUACAGUUCCUACAUGAGCGAAGAGGAGGAAGAGCGCGCCGCUCGCGAUCCGAUUAGACGCACAAUAACUGCUGUAAAGGACGGCCUGAAGUUCGGAGUUCACAUGCUGAGUCCCUCGAACAUCAAGCACCAAAUUGGAGUUAUGCAAACGAAAUCGAUACCUGAACUGAUUGUUGGAUUCUUUAAGAUAAUCUUCUACAUUUUCUACUACACGGGCUAUGCCCACUACUGUGUAGUGCGCUAUAUCUUUGGCAUUCUGUUGAAUCUGAUGCGUGGUCCCGCACCCGAGCAGGAGGAUGAAGUGGCUGUAGUUGAGGAGGAAACAUUUGGACGUGCGCUGCCGCCGUUGCCAAUAGAGGAGCCACCGGGCCCGGUUCAAGCAUUUGGCCUGGACAUAAACAAAGAGGAAAACGGCAUGUACAAGGUGGUGGUGCACGAGUCGCCAGCCAGCUCAUCUGUGGAGGAGGGCGGUGAGUCUAGCCCAGAAGACGGCGCAGCUGCACCCGGAGAACUAGUCGAAGGCGAACUGCAUCAGGAACCCAUUUCAAUUGUCGAUAUGCUAGGCGGUGAGGCGGCUAAGAAGGCAGCUCAAGAGCGUCAGGAGGCACAGAAGGCCCAAGAGGCAGCCAUGGCAUCCAUUGAGGCGGAGGCCAAGAAGUCAUCGGCAGCACCACAAGAGACACCGGCGGUGCACCAGAUCGACUUCUCGCAGUACACGCACCGCGCCGUCAGCUUCUUGGCUCGCAACUUUUACAAUUUGAAAUAUGUGGCGCUCGUCUUGGCAUUCAGCAUUAACUUUAUGCUGCUCUUCUACAAGGUGACCUCAUUCAACGAGGAAUCGGAAGGAUCGGCCGAAGAGGAGCUUAUUCUGGGCUCUGGUUCGGGCGCUGCUGAUAUGGCUGGCUCUGGCCUGGGUGGCUCGGGUGAUGGGUCGGGCGAUGGCGAUUUCGAAGACGAUGACAUACCGGAACUGGUGCACGUGGAUGAGGACUUCUUCUAUAUGGAGCAUGUGCUACGCAUUGCCGCACUGCUCCACUCCCUGGUAUCGCUGGCCAUGCUGAUCGCGUACUAUCAUCUGAAGGUGCCGCUGGCCAUAUUCAAGCGGGAGAAGGAAAUUGCACGUCGUCUGGAAUUCGAUGGUCUCUUCAUAGCCGAGCAGCCGGAGGAUGAUGACUUCAAGUCCCACUGGGAUAAGCUGGUCAUAUCGGCCAAGAGUUUCCCAGUCAACUACUGGGAUAAGUUUGUCAAGAAGAAGGUCAGGCAAAAGUACAGUGAGACCUACGACUUUGACUCAAUCUCGAAUCUGCUGGGCAUGGAGAAGAGCGCUUUCACGGCACAGGAGAGCGAGGAGACGGGCAUACUGCGUUACAUCAUGAACAUCGAUUGGCGCUAUCAGGUGUGGAAGGCUGGAGUCACCUUCACGGACAACUCCUUCCUCUACUCCCUGUGGUACUUCAGCUUCUCGGUGAUGGGCAACUUUAACAACUUCUUCUUUGCCGCCCAUUUGCUGGAUGUGGCCGUUGGCUUUAAGACACUGCGCACGAUCCUGCAGUCGGUAACCCACAAUGGCAAGCAGCUCGUGCUGACCGUGAUGCUCCUGACGAUUAUCGUCUAUAUAUACACCGUGAUUGCGUUCAACUUCUUCCGCAAGUUCUACAUACAGGAGGAGGAUGAGGAGGUGGACAAGAAGUGCCAUGACAUGUUGACCUGUUUCGUCUUCCAUUUGUACAAGGGCGUUAGAGCAGGCGGUGGCAUUGGCGACGAAAUCGGGGAUCCGGAUGGAGAUGAUUAUGAGGUCUAUCGCAUCAUCUUCGACAUCACAUUCUUCUUCUUCGUCAUUGUCAUCCUGUUGGCCAUCAUCCAGGGUUUGAUUAUCGACGCCUUCGGCGAGCUGCGUGAUCAAUUGGAAUCGGUCAAGGAUAAUAUGGAAUCGAAUUGCUUUAUUUGUGGCAUGGGCAAGGACUUCUUUGAUAUAGUCCCGCAUGGCUUCGAUACGCACGUGCAGAAGGAGCACAAUCUGGCCAACUAUAUGUUCUUCCUGAUGCAUUUGAUCAAUAAACCGGAUACCGAGUACACUGGCCAGGAGACGUACGUGUGGAAUAUGUAUCAACAGCGCAGCUGGGACUUCUUCCCAGUGGGCGACUGCUUCCGCAAGCAGUACGAGGACGAACUCUCUGGCGGCGGCGGUGGCGGAGGCUGAGCUCCUGGAUCCACUUAGUCGCGUUUUUACUACAAUUUCUAUGAUGAUCGUUAAUAUCUCUAUUAUAAUAUUGAUAUAU
This is a messenger RNA of Drosophila navojoa, 15614 nucleotides long. It is a transcript of the gene RyR, whose product is annotated as Ryanodine receptor. Gene Ontology annotation, cellular component: sarcoplasmic reticulum membrane; sarcolemma; Z disc. Gene Ontology annotation, molecular function: ryanodine-sensitive calcium-release channel activity; protein binding. Gene Ontology annotation, biological process: striated muscle contraction; release of sequestered calcium ion into cytosol by sarcoplasmic reticulum; intracellular calcium ion homeostasis. NCBI's taxonomy places the organism in Eukaryota, Metazoa, Arthropoda, Insecta, Diptera, Drosophilidae. The record is from RefSeq and is a predicted model, not a curated record.